Molecule: messenger RNA, 3779 nt
Organism: Folsomia candida
Lineage: Eukaryota; Metazoa; Arthropoda; Collembola; Entomobryomorpha; Isotomidae
Exons: 19
Coding region: 826-3411 (861 amino acids)
Biological process (GO): proteolysis
Molecular function (GO): protein binding; serine-type endopeptidase activity
Source: RefSeq, a predicted model, not a curated record
UCCCAUCACUGUUUUACAAGACUUUGUCCAAGUUGGACGCUUUUGUGUGGUGGACGGUUCGCUGAUUUUCAUAACUUUGGAGGAGAUUGCCAGCCUUGUUUUAUAGCCAAAAAGUAAAGUGUAGUGUGUAAUACUUGCAUUAUUUAUUUAAUCUUUGUGCAGAGAAACUUGUUAAGAAAUUAAUUGUCCGGUUGGUCUGCCUACUUACUUACAUCCUCAUCCUCAAUUAUCUUCAUCAUUAAAAUCCCACCAAGUGGAGUUUAACUCGUCGCAAAAAUAAAUAAGAAAAAAUUAACUAGUAUAUAACCAAAUUGUUUUGGCGUGAGAAUUUUCUCAACUAUAUUCCUCCCUAGUUUUUCGUUACGUUACAUUAGAAUUAACAAAAGUGUGCAAAUUUACUUUAUUGGCAAAAUUGGUCCUGGAGGAAGGAGAAGAAGGAAAACGCUGGACUUAUUAUUUCCAGAGUCAGAACUAAAUUCGUACUUUGGCUGUGCGCAUGCAUGUCAAGAUUCCAGACGGACUUGAUCAAUUUGCGAUAUUGCUUAGUGGUCAGUUCCCAGAAGGAUUUGUGACUUGUUGUGCGUCUAAAACGAGCCAACAGAAACCAAUUUUUAGUGUAUAAAUGUGUAUUCUGUGUACGUCAAUAAUUUGAUGCUCAUGUAAAUAAUCGUGUAUUCUACAUAUUCCGCAAUUAAUAACACAAAUUGAAAUUUCGAAAAAGUUUAUACUUUAAAAUAUCCGAAUAUGCUCGUUUUGCACUUCGUCGAAAGACCAAUAGUGCCCUGGGCUUGGUGAAAGUGGUUAUCGAAUUGCAGUUACAUAUGUAUGUGUGAAAAGUUUGAUAAGCAUUUGCAUAAUAAUCACGGAAUAUUAAAUGCGGUUACCCGUACUAAACAAUUAAACGUUAGGAUGCACCUACUACAUUUUAAAAGUAUGGCUGGAAAAAGGAUGCCAGUGUCUUCCAGAAUGUUGCACUAUCUCUUUUUGAAUCUCUGUCUGACCGUGGUGGUUCUAGUCCCAGAUAAUGCCAAUGCCAAAGGAACUUGUAAAGUUGGAGAAUUCCGUUGUGAAACUGGAGAAUGCAUUCCUAAAGAUCAAGUGUGUGAUUCCAACCGUGACUGUCCAAGCGGACUUGAUGAAUACGUAUGCACCCCCAAGUUUCGAAGGGGAUUAUGUGGUUACCAUCGAAUGCGUUAUCGAGCCGAGGCCGGUUUGGGUGAUCUGGCCCAAAAUGUUAUCACCUAUUUGCAAGGACGAGGGUUGCCUAAACGGACGGGAAUAUUCCAGUGCCAAUUUGGUGGCUGCAUUCCUCUAAAUCGACUUUGUGAUGGGAACGUAAACUGCAUCGGGGGCAGCGAUGAGAGCCAAAUAUGCGAAAAUAACAGUUGCCUUCCUGGACAAUUCAGAUGUAAAUAUGGUGCUUGCAUCGCCGAUUGGCAACUUUGUAACGGACGCGUAAAUUGUCCAGAUGGAUCGGAUGAAACGCCAGAAGCUUGCAAGCACAUUACGUGUAAAAGUAACGAAUUCCGGUGCAGAUAUGGUGGAUGCAUUCCGAAAGACAGAAUAUGUGACAUAAAAAAGCACUGCGCCGACGGUUCAGACGAGUACGAUUUUCUCUGCCUUAUCACCCGAGCUAAAAUGGUUGAACGAUGGGGCGCAGAAUCCAAACUUAUCAACCAAGAGCAAGACCAACGCUUCCUCGCUGUCGCGGAAAAGGAACGCAAACGGAAAGAGGAAAGGGAAGCGGCCGAGAAAUUGACGACGACAACAACAACAACCACCACCACCACUCCCCCUACAACCACCACUCGCCGACCUGUCCCAAUUUACGACAACACCAUCCCAACUUUCCCUGCUACGGAACAGGAAGGUGAAGAACUGACUUAUCCCACGGAAAACCCUCCCCUUCAAGACGACACUCCUAAAGUAGUCGCCACCAUCCCCACUUCCGCCGCCGCUGACGACGAUGAGGAUGACAAUGUCCCCUUGAAGCAGGACGAAAGUGCGGAAAAAGUUCCUAAUCCGUCACCCUCAUCCGUGGUACAAGAUCAAAAUCACGACGAAGAAUUAGCCUCCCUCCAUCGAGAAUGUCUCCUUCCAGCAAUUCCUGACAAUUCAGAAGCUAGUAUUAGCUCUUGUUUAUCCAAUCCGUUCGCCCACUUUUGUCGCGACUCGAGUAAAACAGUCCCCGUGGGUGUGAUCAUCCAGUACGAGUGUGGUGCAGGUUACCUCCUCUACGGUCCUCAGGCCAUCACCUGCCAAUCGGACGGGUCUUGGUCGGCACGACCUCCGGAGUGCGACCCAUUGAUCGACGUCCGCUUUGGUUUCGGCUCCGCGCUGCCGAACAAUUUCGACCCGCGUUGUCCACCUCUCACCCCUUCCAAAGGCGUCAGUGUGGAAUGCAUCGAUCCUGAAAACGUCGCUGUGAAACCAUGCUCAGAAAAACAAACGGCCGGAACGGAAGCUCGUUUUACCUGCGCUCCGUACCACAGACCGUCCUCGGAUUUGCCCACGCAUUAUGAAAAAUGUGGCGAAGAUGGGACCUGGGGGCCGGGAAGUUAUGAGCAGUUUUCUUGUUCGCCAGACUGCGGUUUAUUAGAGGUGCCUAAAACGCCCUACAUCCUGAACGGAGUUAGCACUCGGAGAGGACAAUGGCCAUGGCAUGUAGCGAUCUAUCUCAAGCACAAGGGUGAAUUUAAAUACAUCUGCGGCGGAGCCCUCAUAUCUGAUAAAGCUGUGUUGACCUCUGCUCAUUGUGUGACUCUGCGUGGCGAGGCUAGAAAUGCGUCCGAUUUCUUAGUCUUGCUGGGCAAACAAAAUAUCGUCCUUCCCGACCCUGACCCAUUUGUGCAGAAACGUUCCGUAUCUAAAAUCAUGGUGGAAGAAUCUUUCAACUACCGUGCCCUGGACUCUGACCUGGCCAUCGUGUCCCUCACUACACCCGCCGUCCUGACCUUCCACGUCCGCCCUGUGUGCUACCCUCAAACGUCAAACAGUUUUCUGGAGGAAUAUCAACUCGCCGCCGGAAGUAUUGGGACCGUGGUCGGAUUCGGGCUAACGGAAAACGGAUCGUUGUCGAAUUCUCUCAAAAUGGCGCAACUUCCCGUCGUCUCGGUCACGGAGUGCGCCUCCUCCCACGGCGAUUUCUUCGCCUCCAUGACACGUUCUACCAACUAUUGUGCCGGGUAUCGAAACGGGACACAGGUUUGUAACGGAGACAGCGGCGGAGGGCAAUAUUUUAGGGCGAAUGUGAAGGGAAGUACGCGAUGGUAUGUGCAAGGCUUGAUUUCCUUUGGGGUUCCUGACUCGAAAGCGGGGACAUGUUCGAGUUCGCAGUACGCCAUCUUUACGAGGGUGGGACGCUACGGGGACUGGAUUGUUAGGACGUUAUCCAGAGAAAACCUUAUUUAAGUAUUGAUGACAUGAUAAUUAAUUAAUGUUAUGUAAUAACUAAUGAAGGACACAGCAAGAGUGCUUUCAAGUAAUCAUGAUACUCAGUAGAAAUUUAAGAUAAGCGUAGUCGGUGGAAGGGCAGAAAACCAGACUGAUUCGACACUCAGGCUAAACAAAUAAUGAAUUAGUUGCAGGCAACUCGACUAUUAAUUAUCAGUUAAAUGUGUAAAUGUCCAUCUCAAUUACAACUACUAAUUUUAGUUCAGUUCAGUUAGCUUAUUUAUAUCGUGACUGUUAGAUAUAUGAAAUAUGAUAAAAUUCCUAUUACUAAAUAUUGUAAGUAACGUUCAAUUAACAAAAUAAAAGUAAUUUUAUAAGGAACCUCA